Messenger RNA from Octopus bimaculoides (California two-spot octopus), 1793 nucleotides. Its product is annotated as deubiquitinase DESI2. Lineage: Eukaryota; Metazoa; Mollusca; Cephalopoda; Octopoda; Octopodidae. The record is from RefSeq and is a predicted model, not a curated record. Gene Ontology annotation, biological process: protein deubiquitination. Gene Ontology annotation, molecular function: deubiquitinase activity.
AUAUAUAUAUAUAUAUAUAUAUAUAUAUAUAGUAUACACACCCUGACUCAAACGUUACAAAUAUACAUGCUGAUGUACAUAUAUAUAAGCAGGGAAAAUAAUUUUGCUGUGUUCUUUAAUUUAUACUUCUUCCUUUUCGGUGUAUCUUAAAGAUUUUCUUUUGAUAUUUCCUUCCUUGGUUCUAUAAUAUUAACGGAGGUUGUUGUCAUUGGAAGCGAAUUGCAAAACAGAUCACCAUUAUUAUUACUAUAUUAUUAUUAAGGUAACUUACUUGAAAAAUUUCUGUUAUUAUUUUUUUCGUUUCCUUCUUUACAAACUUUAUUACAUUUCAUCUAACUCACGAAAUAUUUUUAAUAUCGAAAGAAUUAAGAUUAAAAAAAAAAAACACAUUUUUUGUGUAAAAGAACCCCGAAAGACGACGAACUUCCUGGUUUGACUCUUGUUCCAAAUACUAUUGCUUUAUUCAAUGCAUGGAUUGCACUUUAACAAAACCAUUCUAGUCAAUUAUAUAUUGGAACAAUGUUUAGAAAAUGAGUACCUCCAAUCUAUUUGUACACGUGUGAGUACACACAUUUAUUUGUAUGUAAGUUCUCAACUUCAAAAGCUAUAUACAUAUGUAUAAUUCCAAUAUAUAUCAUUAUAUGUGGGUGUAUAGAUAACAUACGAAUGUGUGCGUAGAAUAACUAGCCCAUUGGUCUGAAAAACUGUCUUCAAAGUACUAUUUGCUUGGAUCCUUUGUCUGAAUUAGCUAAACUAUGGCUCAGGAACCUGUCGUCCUGAACGUAUACGAUAUGAAUUGGAUAAAUGAAUAUACUUCUUCGUUGGGUGUAGGAGUAUUUCAUUCUGGUGUUCAAAUCUACGGAUCUGAAUAUGCUUAUGGUGGACAUCCAUUUCCUGUAUCAGGAAUAUUUUCAAUGGAACCAAGAGAGGCUAAAGAACUUGGAGAACACUUCAAAUUCAAAGAAAGUAUUGUGAUAGGAACCACAGACUUUAACCCUAUGGAUAUUCAGAAACUUGUUCGAGAAAUGGGCAAGGAAUUCCGUGGAGAUUAUUACCAUUUGUUAACCAAAAAUUGCAACCAUUUUUCCUCAAUCUUAACAGAAAUGAUUUGAGGGAGAUUUGGCUGCUAAUUCUAUUUCUUUAUUGCCCACAAGGGGCUAAACAUAGAGGGGACAAACAAGGACAGACACACGGAUUAAGUUGAUUACAUCAACCCCAGUGCGUAACUGGUACUUAAUUUAUCGACCAUGAAAGGAUGAAAGGCAAAGUCGACCUUGGCGGAAUUUGAACUCAGAACAUAGUGGCAGAAGAAAUACCACUAAGCAUUUCGCCCGGCGUGCUAUCGUUUCUGCCAGCUCGCCGCCUAUUUGGCUGCUAAUUCUAGCUGAUCAAACAACCAUAUAAGAGAUUCCCUCAAAUAUAUGUAUUUGACAUAAGGUAGCUCUCCUGAUCUGUAACUUGCAUGUAACAUUGUGUAUAUAUCAACCACACACGCAACAAACAAAUAUCAUGAGUCAACAAAGGGUCUAUGUUGUCAAAUUUCUUUCAACUCAUUGUAGUCCUAGGUACACUUUGUGAAGUAAAAAUGGUCGUAACCAGAACAUCUUUGAUCAUGAGUCUAUGUAAUGAACCUGAUGCUAAACAACAGCAAUAAAACAACAAACAAAUAUUUAUACCCUCAUGUGUGUGACUAUAUUACACACACAUGUACAUACACAAUUUUGUACACGCCAUAAUGCUUCAUCAUAACAGUAGCCUGUUUAUUUUUCUUUUAUUUCCUCCUCUUUUAUUCU